Messenger RNA from Gavialis gangeticus (Gharial), 1865 nucleotides. RefSeq names its product acyl-CoA binding domain containing 4 (gene ACBD4). Gene Ontology annotation, molecular function: fatty-acyl-CoA binding. Lineage: Eukaryota; Metazoa; Chordata; Crocodylia; Gavialidae. The coding region runs from base 14 to 1216 and encodes 400 amino acids. The transcript is spliced from 11 exons. The record is from RefSeq and is a predicted model, not a curated record. Gene Ontology annotation, biological process: fatty acid metabolic process.
GAGCGGGAAGGGUAUGGGCACCACUGAAGGGGGGCGGGAUAAUAAGAGGUCCCAGGCGUGGAUGGGGAUGGAGCCCCCGGCACCCGACUACCAGGUGCAGUUCCAGGCUGCUGUCAGGGUCAUCCAGGGCCUGCCCAAGAACAGUUCCUACCGCCCCUCCUACGAGGAGAUGCUUCGGUUCUACAGCUACUACAAGCAGGCAACAGUGGGCAGCUGUGCGAUCCCCCGACCCGGCUUCUGGGAUCCCAUUGGCCGGUACAAAUGGGAUGCAUGGAACAGCCUGGGGAAGAUGUCUAAAGAGGACGCCAUGGCUGCCUAUAUCUCGGAGAUGAAGAGAAUUGCUCAGAAGAUCAUCGACACGAUUCCCAUGGACAAGACCUCAGAGCACAUGUUUGGGUACUUCGAGCCUCUCUACGAUGUGAUACAUGACAUGCCCAGGCCCCCAGAGUCCUUUUUCAAGAGGAAAGCUGACGAAGAGGAGAAGGACCUUGAACCUACCAAGGAUGGGCAAGAGGAGAGACUGUCUGGGAACCAUGUGGAGGAACCUCCGUCUGGAGAACAGAAACAAGAGGAUCAGACCCUGGGAGGAGGGCUGGACUGUGCUGAUGAGGCACUUGAGAACAGCCAGCUGACCAGCGACUCAGAGAGCGAAGUGUUCUGUGAUACCCUGGAGCAGAUGGAGGCAGACCAGGCUGGUCAGCUCCUAGCCAAGAAGAGCUCUUCCUUGAGCAGCCCUUGCAGCAUCCAGGCCGAUGGGUUUGCUUCCUCCACACUAGAGAUGACUGAGGAAGGAUUGCUGGCUGAAGGCAGAAGACAAAAUGGAAGAAGCAGUAGAAGCCCCAUGGGUCUUGGCACCGAGAGAGAGCUACAAAUUGCCACAGCAGAGUGGGGAUCCGGAGGCAGCCUGGACACUGAUGUUGGGGCCCAGAGGAGCACAGGAGUGAGGUUGGAGCUGGAUGUGCAGGUGGCUGGAGCUAUCCAUGCCCUGCAGGACAAUAUGCAGAGCGUUAUGAAGAGGCUGAGCCAUCUAGAAACUGUGACUGCCGCACAGGUGAACGUGUCUGGACAAGGUCCUGACAAGCCACUUGCCUCCUUCACUGGACAGAAGCCAUCCCGAUGGCCCCUGGAGAUCUCUGCCCGUACCCUGCUGUUCCUCAUUGCAUGGCCCUUCAUUGUCCAGUGGUUGCUGCGGCAUUUCCAACGCAGGAAGAGGUGAUCUUGUCCUUGUUCAGCAGCCCUGGCCAAGUGGAAGACCCGGCAGCAGCAGGAAAGCACUGUCUUUGGGCUCGGGGGAGCAGAACUGACCCACCCCCCAGGCCUCCUGCCUGCUGGGGCAGGUCCAUCAUGGGUGAUUAGAGUGAUUCUGCUCCCCUGGAGCUGAAAAGGAAAAAAAGAAAAAAAAAAAGUCAAAUCAGGACUCUCAGGGGAUGACAGCGCUGUCCCCACAUGCCAAAGCAGCUUCUGUGAAUGACUGAUGAGUCCAAGUGCUUGGGACAAGGUGCCUGAUACAGCACUUACUCUUCAAACCUCGGAGUUAUACAUUCAGCUGGGUCUGACUGCAGCCUGGGCCUGCCCAGACCCUGGUCUUCUCUGCAGGAGAAGUUACCUGGUGGGGGGAUGGGGUGACCCACUCCUGACAACAGCAGCACCUCUGGGUCACUCUUUUUUUUCUCCACCCUGAUACUCAGGUUGCCUAUGUUACUACAGUAAUAUCUAAGGAAAUGUCCCCAUUAAAGAAAAGAUGGGUUUUCUUCCUCUGGAGAACAGCUGUCUCUCUAGCUGAAGGGUGGAUGGGCUGGUCUUCUGAAGUACACCCACCCAGCCGGCACAAAAAUAAAGACCUUGUUGGCCAUAGAGAGGAAAGA